Colletotrichum spaethianum is the source of this 393-nucleotide messenger RNA. RefSeq lists its product as uncharacterized. The record is from RefSeq and is a predicted model, not a curated record. The coding region runs from base 1 to 393 and encodes 130 amino acids. Gene Ontology annotation, cellular component: Ctf18 RFC-like complex. Gene Ontology annotation, biological process: mitotic sister chromatid cohesion. The transcript has 2 exons. Lineage: Eukaryota; Fungi; Ascomycota; Sordariomycetes; Glomerellales; Glomerellaceae.
AUGUCCGCCCAAGACGCCGGCAUCCCCUUGACCCAUGCCCCGGACUCGCGCGGGUACAAGCUCAUGGAGCUUCCCCCCGAGCUCGAGGCCAUGCUGGCUGCCGAAGAUGCUCCGGUCGUCACACUUACCUCCACCCCCACAACAGCCCUUCUCAAGGCCGAAGACAGGACCUACAAGCUCCUCCAGAAGAACACCUCCAACUCGCUCAUCCUCCUUGCCCCUCACGCCUCUACGCCACCCGGCUCAGACACCCCCGCCGUCGGUCUCGGCGCCAUCGCCACAGUCCACGAGACCAUUGAGCUCGUCGCCCAGACAGAGCCGCAGACCAUAUCCAACCUCAAGAACACGGGCAGCAAGGGCAAGUGGCACGAGAAGUUCGGCCGGGGACGCUAG